ACAAGCAAUAUGGAUGGAUACAUGCAACCCAAGACCGAUGAAGCAGACCGACCGGCGUCCAGCUUACCGGGUGACGGGUCUCCUGUCGUCAAGCUCCUCCUCGCACCUUGACCGGCCUCCAAGCGCAGCCGUCGCAUACAUCUAUCCCUUCGUGUUAAUUAGCGGGAACGCCGGCAUCGUCGGCAUCGAUGUGGUCGAGGAGGAGGAGGAUGCGGCGGCGGCGGCGAUACCGCCGCCGCAGACGCCGCUCGAGCCCAUGGAGUACCUGUCGAGGUCCUGGAGCGUGUCCGCGUCGGAGAUAUCCAAGAUCCUCGUCGGAGGCAAGAAGAGCUGCCUCAACAGGCUGCCGCUGCAGGAGAUGGGCAUACCGGAGGCCUCCGCCGUGCUCGCCGCCACGGCCAUCGUCCCGAGCUAUCGACACCACACGGAAGCAAGGCGGAGUUCCAUCAGCGGCAUCGGCCACCACCAGUCCAUCGGCAAAUGGUUCCAGCACAAGGACGCGAGCCGGUCCAGGCAGAGCAGCAACGAGAAGCUGCGCGCCGACAGGGCCCACGUGCACGCCAUGGUGUCCGUGGUCCGCGUCGCGGCCGCGGUGGCCGCCGUUGCGGCGGCGUCCACCAGCUCCGACACCCAGGCCUCCAAGAUGGCCGCCGCCAUGGCGCCGGCCACGGAGCUGCUGGCCUCGCACUGCGUGGAGGCGGCAAGGCUUGCCGGGGCGACACACGAGCAGGUGGCCUCCGCCGUCCAGUCCGCGGUCGGCGUAAGGAGCGCCGGCGAUCUGACGACGCUCACAGCCGCAGCGGCAACCGCGCUGCGAGGAGCUGCGACGAUGAAGCAGAGGGUCCAGCGGGAGGCGGCGAGGAGCAACGCGAGCGUUCUUCCUUACGAGAAGGGCCAUUCGUGGAGCCCUGAUGUCUGGUGCAAGGAGGGUGAGCUGCUGAAACGCACAAGAAAAGGGGAUUUACACAGGACAAAAGUAUCUGUCUACAUCAACAGGAGGUCUCAGGUAGUGCUGAAGCUGAAAAGCAAGCACAUUGGAGGUGCACUGUCCAAGAACAACAAGAGCGUGGUUUACGGCGUAUACAGUGAGCUUCCGACGUGGGUGAUCGAGCCGGGAAAGGCCUUCAUGGAUGAGAAAUGCUGCUUCGGCCUGAGCACGGCGCAAGGGAUCGUGGAAUUCGAGUGUCAGGACGGCACGAGUAAGCAGAACUGGGUCGAUGAUGUGCAGAACCUGCUUCGACAGGUUGCUCCAGAUGAUCGUGUGGGAAAUAAGCUGGAGUCGGUAGUGAAAAUGGGUUGAUGUGUGAGCCGUUUUCUCGGUGUUAAGGUGAUAGUAUGUUGUGAUAUAAGGGGGUUGUUACAUAUGACAUAAUGAUGUUGAUGAUACUCUUGUGAGGCAGUUUAGUUUAGCUCUGUAUUUGUAAUGCAUACAAAAGGAUGUGAUAGAGAGUUAGUAGAUUUUACUAUGUGUGUUCCUCUAUUAAGCUCGCCGUGUUAGUGACAAAAUGGCAGAUUUCAUGCCUUUGGUGCAAAGAAAUGAGAGAAGACUCACUGGUU
Triticum urartu is the source of this 1557-nucleotide messenger RNA. Lineage: Eukaryota; Viridiplantae; Streptophyta; Magnoliopsida; Poales; Poaceae. The record is from RefSeq and is a predicted model, not a curated record.